Thrips palmi is the source of this 3327-nucleotide messenger RNA. RefSeq names its product glucose-6-phosphate 1-dehydrogenase (gene Zw). Lineage: Eukaryota; Metazoa; Arthropoda; Insecta; Thysanoptera; Thripidae. Gene Ontology annotation, molecular function: glucose-6-phosphate dehydrogenase activity; NADP binding. Bases 212 to 1795 code for a protein of 527 amino acids. Gene Ontology annotation, biological process: glucose metabolic process; pentose-phosphate shunt, oxidative branch. The transcript is spliced from 10 exons. Gene Ontology annotation, cellular component: cytosol. The record is from RefSeq and is a predicted model, not a curated record.
GAGGCGCACCCAGUCCAAGCCCAGCCGCCAGUUUCUCCGCGUCCGCUUCCGCGUGUUGACGGCGUGCUGCCCCGCUCCCGCUGCUGCUGCUCGCCCUCGUCAAGGAGAAGGAGGCAGGCGCCCAGGCCGACCGGUCACCAUAGGCAGCAUUCCGUUGUCGUGUCUCAGUGCUUCCAGCGUCGCCGUCGCCCCGACGUCCUCGACCGCCAACAUGAGUGUCUGCAACAAGAACGAACGAGGCUGUGAGGAGAGCUUGGUGCUCUUGCGCCGCUCUCUCAAGUCAGCAAACAUGGCCUCUGAGGGAAAGAACUUUGAAGGCAACGUACCACACAUUUUCGUCACUCUUGGUGCUUCUGGAGACCUAGCCAAGAAGAAGAUUUUGCCCACUUUGUGGUGGCUCUUUAGGGACAGUCUGCUCCCCGCCAACACCAUCUUUUAUGGAUAUGCUCGCUCCAAACUUACCAUCGAGGAAGUCCGUGAAAAAUGCCAUCAGUACAUGAAGGUGAAGCCGGAUGAGGAAGAGCGAUAUGAAGAGUUUUGGGCCGCAAACAAAUACUUUGCUGGUAGUUAUGACAAACGUCAAGAUUUUGAGAUGCUCAACCAGGAACUCUGCAAGGCUGAGGGGCCUUCCAAAUCAGCAAAUCGGCUCUUUUAUCUGGCUCUGCCUCCCUCAGUGUUUGAGCCUGUGACAGUUCACAUUCGCAAUACAUGCAUGGGAGAAAAGGGCUGGACACGAGUUAUUAUUGAAAAGCCAUUUGGUAAAGACAGUGAGAGCUCUCAGCGUCUUUCAGAUCAUCUUGCAUCUCUGUUCAAAGAAGAACAAAUCUAUCGUAUUGAUCAUUAUCUUGGCAAAGAGAUGGUACAGAACCUAAUGAGCUUGAGGUUUGGCAACAGAAUUUUCAGUCCCACUUGGAAUCGUGAGUGUGUGGCUUGUGUCCAGAUAACGUUUAAGGAACCGUUUGGAACUCAGGGCCGUGGUGGAUAUUUUGAUGAAUUCGGUAUCAUUCGUGAUGUAAUGCAGAACCAUCUUCUCCAGAUUCUGUGUUUGACAGCAAUGGAAAAGCCUGCCUCUCUUCAUCCUGAUGACAUUCGAAAUGAAAAGGUAAAAGUUCUGAGGUGCAUCAAAGAGCUUGGUGUUGAUGAUGUAGUACUUGGACAGUAUGUUGCAAACCCAAAUGGAAAAGAUGAAGACUCCCGAUUGGGCUAUUUAGACGACAAAACUGUACCUGAAGGUUCAUCCACACCUACCUUUGCUCUUGCAGUCCUUUACAUCAACAAUGAACGUUGGGAUGGAGUCCCCUUCAUUCUUCGUUGUGGAAAAGCUUUGAAUGAAAGGAAAGCAGAAGUACGAGUACAAUACCGAGAUGUGCCUGGAGAUAUUUUCAAUGGUCAAGCAAAACGUAAUGAAAUGGUCAUCCGAGUACAGCCAGGAGAGGCUGUUUAUAUCAAGCUUAUGACUAAGACACCAGGCAUGAACUUUGAAAUGGAGGAAACUGAACUUGAUUUAAGUUACAACAGCAGAUACAAGUCUGUGAAAAUGCCUGACGCUUAUGAACGUCUGAUUCUUGAUGUUUUCUGUGGCUCUCAAAUGCACUUUGUCCGCUCUGAUGAGCUCUCAGAAGCCUGGCGUAUUUUCACUCCCCUCUUGAAGCAAAUCGAAACUCACAAUGCUCCUUCUAUUCCAUACAUGUAUGGAAGUCGUGGUCCUAAGGAGGCUGAUGAGAUGGUGAAGCGGCAUGGAUUCAAAUACUAUGGCUCCUACAAGUGGGUUGAGUCGCAGAAAAAUCACUUGUAAUAUAGAUGAUUCUUGUUCAGCAUUAGUUGAAUUUUGAAAUUCUGUAGUACUGUGAGAAAUGAUUUGUUUCAUGUGUGAGGCAAUACCAUAAGUCCAUUUGUUUACAUCAAUCUCUCUUUAAAUUAUUGAACUCUUUGAUAAGUUUUAUGAUAAAGGUGCUUUACUCUGCAAUAAUGUUACAUUCCAGUUCAGCAUUAAUUAUAUUAAUUUUAGUAUACUGUCCUAAAUGAUCAGAAGUGCUUUGUUUUCUUGAUUUGAUAUGUUCUUUAUAUCCCUUGAAAUGGGAAGAUGUUAAAAAUUCCUUAGCCAUGCAAAGGCCUAAAAUUGUACCUGACAGGAAUGUAAAUUAUUUAUUUGUUGUUAUAAAUUGUCUAUUAAAUAUUACAUUGAUAUUUUUUCAUGUGGCAUAAAGCUCCAGUCGACUUAAAAUAUCAGCCGUCCUGUAAUUUUGUCUAGAGAGGAUAAAAGUUCCCCUAGAUGUGCAUGUUGUUAUUUGCAAGUAGAAAUUGUCAUCCAUAUUUAUUCGUCACUCUGCUGUACCAUGAUUCUCAUCUGACUUAGAGAAAACACAAUCAUGUGGUUGUUCGGGUUUUUACUACGAAAGAUGGUUAUCAAACUGUUGUUAUUUAAAUGCAUUUAUACUUUUUUUAAAAAAAUUUAUCAACUUUUUUUAUUUGUUUUAUGUUUUUUUUUGUCUCUCUACCCUCUUAAGCAGGGUAUGAAAUGUUUGAUGUGUAUGUACCAUCUAAAUUAUAUUUUGUAUACGUGUGUAUAGCUGUCCAAGAGAGUCUAGAUCACAUUUUUUGUUCACAUAAUUUUAAGAAAAAGGUUGUGCUUUAUUUAAUAAAGCCCUCUGAGUUGUAUUGUUAUUGCUGCUAAGAAUAUUUAUUGUACUGACCAUCUGAUUAAAUUCAGUGCAAACUACAGAUGUUAAGCCUGCCCAGCCAGGACUAGCCAGGACAAUUCUUCAUAAUGAUCACGAUCAUUUAGAAAUGUCAUUUAGCAUGUGGUGUGAUAUAUUGUCAACUAUUCCUCCCUGUUAUAGUACAAUUGUCCAAUUACUUUUCCUGUGUGACUUAAAAGUGAUAUUUUGCUGUAGAAAUUUCUAGUUAUUCAUGCGUGAACGUGCCACUUACCUAAUGUACCACUUACCAACGCAGUACCAACUCAAAUCAAACGUUUUGAACCCAAACAAAAUUUUUCUUGGUGAAAGAAAGUUCUUGGUUGUAUCGAUUAAGACUCGUAUGAAUUUGUAGGUCUAUUAUGUAUCAUGAAAAUUGGUGAAGGAUAAACAAGCAUCAUCUAGAAUCUAAUCACUUUGAUUUCUACUGUACUUAAUCUUGUAAUCUACUUUUUGAAAUGUUUUAUACUUGUGAAAUCUUUUUAUCUGGUGUGUGAUUGAGCUCUACUCCUUUAAAUUAGUCAUGUAACACUGUGUGCAUGUUCCCUCGCAAUUUCUGUUAGUUAACAUAUCACUUUUCAGUUUCUAUGCAGUAGUGUUUCGAAAGAAAUAAAUUUUUGUUAAAAGUUGA